Chelmon rostratus (copperband butterflyfish) is the source of this 3909-nucleotide messenger RNA. RefSeq names its product lethal(3)malignant brain tumor-like protein 4. Gene Ontology annotation, molecular function: protein binding; zinc ion binding. Gene Ontology annotation, cellular component: nucleus. The record is from RefSeq and is a predicted model, not a curated record. Lineage: Eukaryota; Metazoa; Chordata; Actinopteri; Chaetodontiformes; Chaetodontidae. Gene Ontology annotation, biological process: regulation of DNA-templated transcription. The coding region runs from base 170 to 2029 and encodes 619 amino acids. The transcript is spliced from 19 exons.
UGUAGCUGUCAGCAGAGUGAGGCGGAUCAUCAGAGACGAUUAAAGUUCCAGCAGUGCAUGUAGUCAUCCGGUGAGCUCCACCUUCGUCAGCUGAUGAAGACAUUAAUGCAUCAAUCAUACAUAUUCUUCUGGUAUUUCUGAGAAAAGAAGCAAACAAGAAGAAGAGAAGAUGAAGAACAAAGUCAGCAGCACUCAAGUGAGUGUAAAGAAACGAUCCUGGUCCUGGCAGCAGUACCUGAAUGAACAGAAAGCUGAAGCUGCUCCUGUGUCACUGUUUAUACAGUCCCAGUCUUUUCCCAGUAGGAGGACUGGUUUUAAAGUUGGGAUGAAGCUGGAGGGUGUUGACCCCCUGCACCCCUCCAUGUUCUGUGUGCUGACAAUUGCUGAGAUCAUUGGCUGCCGGCUCCGUCUCCAUAUCGACGGAUACUCAGAGUGCUAUGACUUCUGGGUAAACGCUGACUCAACAGACAUCAGAUCAGCAGGCUGGUGUAAAGACAAUAACCACAAGCUCCAUCCACCCAAAGGUCACAGUGAGACAGAGUUUGAUUGGCCACUCUACCUUCAGUCCUCAGGCUCUCAUGCUGCUCCACCGACCCUGUUCUCCAGUCACACUGCAAGCUGUGAGUUCAGGGUGGGGAUGAAGUUGGAGGCGGUUGACAGGAAGAACCCUGGACUCGUCUGUGUCGCCUCCGUCACUGAUGUCAUUGACGACCGCUUCCUGGUUCACUUCGACAACUGGGAUGACACAUACGACUACUGGUGUGACAGCAGCAGUCCAUAUAUCCAUCCUGUGGGCUGGUGUGAAGAACAGGGGAGACCUCUGACCGCUCCACAGGGUCAUCCUAACCCAGAGAACUUUGUGUGGGAAGAAUACCUGCUUGAAACUGGUUCCAUCGCUGCUCCCAGUUCAGCGUUCACCCUGAGAGCUCCACAUGGUUUCCUGGUAAACCAGAAACUUGAGGCAGUUGACAGGAGGAACCCCAUGUUGAUCCGCGCUGCCACGAUAACAGCUACAGAAGACUACAGGGUGAAGGUUCAUUAUGACGGCUGGUCGAAGCAAUUUGAUGUUUGGUGUGACAGCGACCUCUGUGACCUUCAUCCUGUCGGCUGGUGUCAGCGAACAGGACACCCACUGGAACCCCCCCCAGGUUUGUCCCCCCUGUCCUCCCCCUCUCAGGGUGUCUGUCCCACUCCGGGCUGCAGAGGAGUUGGACACAUUAAAGGAGCCAAAUAUACCGGACACCACAGUGCCUUCGGCUGUCCAUACUCAGACAUUAAUAUGCGUAAGGAGGUGGUGCUUCCUGAUAGACUUGGAGGAGAGAGAGUCAUCACCCUUGUUCCUGUCACCAUAUAUCACCAUGGCGGCGAGUCAGACAGAAGUGUUCAGGUGAAGACAGAGCCCGGAGACGAGACACUGCUGCUUCCUCUGGGAAAGAGAAGAAGACUGACAGACAGACUGUCUCAGCCAACCAAAUUCCUGCGUGUGAAACAGGAAGAGGAGGAGCUUCACCUUGGAGCCCUCGGUCCAGCAGCAGCGGAGUCCAGUCUGCAGGCCGCCCUCCACCAGUCCGUCUUCCUGUCGGCCAUGUCGGCGCAGCCCGGCCGUGACCUGUCGCUCUGCUGGGAGCAACACCGCAAACUCCUGCCAGGGGUCGCUGGAGUCCACGCCGAGACUGUCCAACACUGGAGCAUCCAGCAGGUGUCAGACUUCAUUGAGUCUCUUCCUGGCUGUGAGGAACAGGCCAAACAAUUCAGAGAUGAGCAAAUCGAUGGGCGGGCCUUCCUCCUACUCACCCAACGGGACAUUGUCAGGAUCAUGUCAAUCAAACUUGGUCCUGCCCUCAAAAUCUACAACUCCAUCCUGAUGUUCAAACAUGCCAGGGACAGGAGCCAAUCAUAUACCAAGGACAAGAGCCAAUCACAUCCUGAGGACUGGAGUCAGUCACAUGCUGAGGACAGGAGCCAAUCACACUCUGAGGACAGCAGCCAAUCACAUACAGAGGAAUCACAUACAAUACUUGACACCUGAAACUCGUGACUGAGCCAAUCCAGACACAUCGAUUGAUGCCCCAACUUCAACAAUCCCCUCCCCCUCUGCUCUGAGGGAGGGUCUUCAUUUUCCAUCCAAUUAUCCUUCAGAUGCUCAGGUGCAUUUGUCAGCAGGUAGGUGUCGGUCACGUGACGUCGUGUUGGACUGUCACCACAAAGAAAAAAGAGACAAGUUCAGAAUGUUUGUUGACGUUGUCGCUCUGUCACUUCACCUGAGAACACCUGAGCUCCACUUCAGGUUCUACCUCUUUGAAGGGACAGGGCUUCACGCGAGUCCUUCAGGAGACUCACAAAACCAGGACCAGUGUGCAAAGGCUUCUUGGACUGUGAUGGUGCCUUCACACUGGACAGGCAGGGAGCCUGAAACGGGUCUCAGCUGUGAAUCCUGAUGUUUCCUCUGUGACGUUAGCUCCUGAAAUCAUUGUCAAACACAGAAAGUCUUUGACGAUCUCGAUAAAGUGUCGGAGGUUUCCACAAAGAGUUUGUCCUGGAUGAAAACGUGGCUGCUGUCACCUGAUUGGCUGAACCUUUUAAAAAAACUGAAACACCCACAUGAAAUUAAUCCAGAAUUCUUGAAGUUCACAUUAAAUUUUCUUAACGUCUCCGUCAGUCUCCUCGGUCAUGAACAGUUUUUUAAUCAUUAAUGAGAGAAGAUGUUUCUGUGUUUCCUACGUCUCCGUAUCAUCAAAGCAACAACAGAAUCAGGUCAACAGAAGAACAAAAUGAGACAUGAACAACAAUCUCAUGAAUAAAAUGUUAAUAAAAGGAAAUCAGAGAAGGAGAUUUUAGUGCAGAAUGUAUGUCCAAAGGCACAUUUAUUCACUAAACAAAGACACAUCUCUUGUCUCAUAAUGACCAAAAGUCUCUUUACAAAAUGACUUAAAAUUAGGAGAAAACAAUCUCACACUUGCAUGAGAAUGUCUUUAAAAAUCUCAAAAACAGCUGAAAAUAUUUUAAUAAUUGCGAUUAAAAUAUCUGAUAAUUGUAAGAAAAUCAUGAUUCAUGAGUCUUGUAAUCAGAAGAAAAAAGCUCUACUUGUGAGAUCACUUCCUGUCUUCGUACGAUGAUCUGAAGAUCUGUUGACUUCUCUGCUCUUCUUCUCCUCUUCUAUCAAAGUUACAGCCUGUUUUUUAACGAAUGUAGGGCUCAUGAAUAAACUCCACAAAGAUCUGAAACAGGAAGCAGAUGAUGACCUCACACUGUGGCUCCGCCUCCACUAUGAUGUCAUUUCCACCUCAAGUAUUGUCUUUGUUCCUCUCACGAUCUUCCUGAAGGGUGGAAACAUUUUCAGUCAAACCUUUUUUUAAAGACUCUCCUCAUUUUUGACUUUAAUAGUGACAUCAUCCCUCCCUGUGAUUGGUCAGUUUAUGACAUUAGUUCUAAAGACGCUGACAUUAGCUUUCUGAAAGGAUCUUUCUAAGAAUUUUAAAUAGUUCUCCUGGUUGACAAACAUUUUUAUUGAGCUCAGUUUUAAUUCCAGAGUUUCUAAUUUUAUUCUCUAUGAUGUUAUGAAGAGUAUCUAUUGUUAUCUACUGUUUCUGUAGAGAUUUCUAUUUUAAAGUUUAUAUAUAAGUAUAUAUUUGUAUUUCCGUCUCUCUGCCUCAGUCUGUCCUGCUGAGACUCAAACCAACAGCCUGUCAGGAAGUCUGAUUUUGUUGUGACUCCUCCUCUGCAGUGAUGUCACUGUGAUGUCACAGUGGGCCUCACAGGGGGUGCUCUGCAGCACACGCUCACUUUGUGACACCAGUUUCUAAACAGCAAGCAGCUCCCUCAGGUCCAGGUUGUUCUAACGUUCCCAACAAUCUGCUGAUUUUUCUUGGCUGUUUCUGUCCGUGUUUUAUGAGAUUAAUAAAGUUUCUG